This is a messenger RNA of Carassius auratus (goldfish), 2112 nucleotides long. RefSeq names its product serine/threonine-protein kinase pim-2-like. The record is from RefSeq and is a predicted model, not a curated record. The transcript has 9 exons. Gene Ontology annotation, cellular component: cytoplasm. Lineage: Eukaryota; Metazoa; Chordata; Actinopteri; Cypriniformes; Cyprinidae. Gene Ontology annotation, molecular function: protein serine/threonine kinase activity; ATP binding. Gene Ontology annotation, biological process: regulation of mitotic cell cycle; negative regulation of apoptotic process; protein autophosphorylation. The coding region runs from base 451 to 2037 and encodes 528 amino acids.
UAAACUCUUAAUAAUCACAAUAAACGCGCAUGUUUUUGAAUAAAGAGCCUGUCACGAGAUGAAGUGUGCGCGCGCUGCACGUGUGCUUAAUACCGCCAAAGAUUAUUCAUUUAUUUGUUGGCUUAAAUUAAAAAUGAACUCCCUGUCUGACUUGUUUUGUAAAAAAAUAAAAAUUCGUGGAAAUGCAAGAAAAUUGCAUACUUUUUUCCCCUUACGUUAGAAGGAGAACAUGGCAGUUAAGAAUAUUUUUUUCUUAAGAAUGCUUCGUGAAUCCGGCGCGAGCGGCGUAAAAAAAAAAAAAAAAAAAGGGCGCGCGGGUUAUCGUGACGUCACAGAAAGAAUUCGAUUUCGUAGAACUUAUAAGUCCAAGAAAUCAUUUUGUGGGUUUAGUAGCAGUGGUGAGUGAAUCUGAGCAGUUAUUUUCAGCGAUUGUUAUCGAUUUUGACAACAAUGUUUCAGCGACCUUGUCGAGUUCAUCCGUUGACGGAGAGUCAGGUGUGUGAUCUCAACACCCCCCCAAACCCCAGCAGCAGCACAGAGGAACAACAUCCUCAUGAGAGCACUGCUGAUGCUGCUGAGGGAAACGACCAGGAGAGGAAGGUGGUGGAGAAAGGGAAGAAGAAAAAGAAGUGGUGGAGGUUGUCUUCUUUGUUUGGAGCUGUGAAGAAACAUCUGAAGCGCAGCUCGAACCCAGUUCAGGGUGAAGUAGAGCUGCAGCAAGAGCAAGAGCAGAGUGAGGGAGUGAAGAACCAGAACCAGUGUAAAGACAGAUGCAGUGAUGACUACACUGUCAGACACAACCUCGUGAGUGAUCAGCUGUGUGAAGGUGGAUUUGACGCUGAGGCGACACAUUUGAAGGAUGACCCUGAACUUGGAUCUCCACACCGUCUUCCAGAGGAGAAGGAUCUCAACAUCCUGGCAAAUAGAGGCCCAGAUAGCCACGGAUGUGAUCUCAGCACCCCCCCAAACCCCAGCAGCAGCACAGAGGAACAACAUCCUCAUGAGAGCACUGCUGAUGCUGCUGAGGGAAACGACCAGGAGAGGAAGGUGAUGGAGAAAGGGAAGAAGAAAAAGAAGUGGUGGAGGGUGGCCUCUUUCUACGGAGCUGUGAAGAAACAUCUGAAGCGCAGCUCGAACCCAGUUCAGGGUGAAGAAGAGCUGAAGCAAGAGCAAGAGCAGCAGAGAGAGAAAGUGAAGAACCAGAAAGAACAGAAAGCCAGAUGCAGUGAUGACUUCAUUUCCAGCCACUACCAGCUGGGUGAUCUGCUGGGUGAAGGUGGAUUUGGUUCUGUGUAUGAGGCGAGACGUUUGGAGGAUGACCUUAAAGUGGCGGUCAAAUAUGUUAAUAAGACCGAAACCUACAGGCCAAGUUUAUACAUUCCUGGAUAUCAGCAACUCGUUCCACUGGAGAUCGCUCUCACAAUCCUGGCUAAUAAAGGCCCCAGAGUGCCAGAGAUCAUCCAGCUGCUGGACUGGAAGGACUACAAUGACCAUUUCGUCAUGAUCCUUGAAUGUCCCUCUCCUUGCGAGACUUUGGAAGACUUUGUGGGGCGUCAGGGUGGACGUCUCAACGAGAGCUUAGCACGGCGAGUCAUGAUGCAGGUGACUAAAGCUGCGAACGUGUGCUGCCAGCGCCAAGUGUUCCACCGUGACAUCAAACUGAGCAACCUUCUCAUCAACAACCAGACACUUGAAGUCAAACUAAUUGACUUUGGGUGUGGGGACAUUCUGAGGACAACUGUCUACAUGUCAUACUCUGGCACAGCAACAUACGUCCCUCCUGAGUUUCACAUAAAGGGAAAGUACCACGGCAAGCCUGCGACGGUUUGGUCACUGGGGGUUCUGUUAUUUAAAAUAGUGGCCGGAUAUUAUCCAAGUUUCUUAGAUCUGCACAUGCUCAAACUGCAUCUCUGGUCCAAAACUGGUCUGUCAAACGAAUGCUGCAGAUUGCUCCGCGCUCUCCUGCAAAUAAAGCCAAAGAACCGAAUUCAGCUGGAGGAAAUCCUUUCCCACAAGUGGUUUACGGCCACCACAUAAGACCACCUCAGAAGUUGUUGUAUCUUCAGCUCUCCAAUGGUUCCUGCAAUAGUUGCAGCAGUAUCAGAGGCCCAG